Messenger RNA from Mycena citricolor, 481 nucleotides. The record is from the annotation of a GenBank genome assembly. Lineage: Eukaryota; Fungi; Basidiomycota; Agaricomycetes; Agaricales; Mycenaceae.
GCUGCCAGACAUGCUAGGAUCAGUUCCGUAAAGCGCGGAUUACUUGAGUUGACAACGCCAUCCAAGUCGACCACUCCCUCCUACCCCCGGAUACGGCGGAUGCGACGCUCAAGCUCCCAUUGCUCUUGGAUCACAGCGCGGAUAUCUUUUUUGUUGUACCUCAGAAGAGAGCCAGAACUCUCUGACUUCACUCUCGCAAAUGAGCUGUAUUCCACGAUCCCCAUAGCUGGGUACGGUUUGAGUUGGGGUUCCAGGGUGGCGGAAGGUGAUAAGGGCGCGAGAAUACGCUGCGAGCAUUCAGCAGCCGCAGGCUUCCGCGGAAUGUCGCUGAUGUCUCUCUCGACUUGUAUUGUAAGUUGUUGAAGCUUGUUUGUAUUAGCGACUAUCACAGUAUGUAGACAUGACAUCAUAAGUAGUAUUCUUAGAUUACUUUGGCUCGCUCCACAAUGACCUCAUAUCUGACCUCAUUAUUGCGUCAUCC